Phalaenopsis equestris is the source of this 1872-nucleotide messenger RNA. Its product is annotated as putative amidase C869.01. The coding region runs from base 20 to 1810 and encodes 596 amino acids. NCBI's taxonomy places the organism in Eukaryota, Viridiplantae, Streptophyta, Magnoliopsida, Asparagales, Orchidaceae. The transcript is spliced from 6 exons. The record is from RefSeq and is a predicted model, not a curated record.
ACGCACUAAGGCUGCAUCCAUGACGUCCGCCAUUAAUGUCUCCCUUCUUCUGCUUCUAACUUUCGCUGCCUGUGGUCUAACCGCCGGUUGCUCUUCUAAGCAUUCAUGGCGAAGAAGGAUGGAGAACAGCUUGCUGCCAGCAAAAAAUUCAUUCCUUUUCGAAGAGGCCACUAUCUCCGACAUCCAAGCCGCUUUCAAUGACGGCCGAUUGACUUCCUGCCAGCUUGUUCAGUACUACCUAGACCGAAUAACUACUCUCAAUCCCCACCUCAAUGCUGUUAUUGAGAUUAACCCGGAUGCACUCGAUGAUGCAGCCAAAGCCGACAAUCACUUGCUGCCAGCAAAAAAUUCAUUCCUUUUCGAAGAGGCCACUAUCUCCGACAUCCAAGCCGCUUUCAAUGACGGCCGAUUGACUUCCUGCCAGCUUGUUCAGUACUACCUAGACCGAAUAACUACUCUCAAUCCCCACCUCAAUGCUGUUAUUGAGAUUAACCCGGAUGCACUCGAUGAUGCAGCCAAAGCCGACAUUCAGCGCAACGCCCAAAACCAUCUCAGCCCGCUGCACGGCAUCCCUGUUCUCGUCAAGGACAACAUAAACACCCACGACAAACUCAACACCACCUCCGGAUCCUUCGCUCUUCUCGGCUCCAUCGUGCCCCGAGACGCUGGUGUCAUCCAACGCCUCCGAAUGGCCGGUGCCAUAAUUCUAGGCAAAGCAAGCAUGAGCGAGUGGGACAAUUUUAGAUCACAAGUGCCACCCCAUGGGUGGAGUCCACGAGGGGGCCAAGCCCGAAAUCCUUACUCUAAGACAAAAAAUCCAUGUGGGACCAGCAGCGGUUCUGCCAUAGCAGUGGCUGCAAACCUUGUGACCGUUUCGCUUGCAACGGAUUUGGAUGGCGCUAUCACGUGCCCUGCAGUGGUAAACUCGGUGGUGGGCAUCAAGCCCACGGUUGGGCUAACGAGUCGAUCGGGGAUGGUUCCCAUCUCCCCGAGGCUACAAACCAUUGGGCCAAUGGCACGAACGGUGGCAGAUGCAGUGGCACUAUUGGAUGUGAUUGUGGGAUUCGAUCCACUAGAUGCUGAGGCGACCAAGGCUGCGAAGAAGUUUAUUCCAGAGGGCGGAUUCUGUAAGUCCUUAAAAGAGGACGGGCUGAAGGGGAAGAGAAUUGGGAUUUUACGUCAUCCCUACUUUGACAUAUACUCAAUGGGAUCCAUGGAGGCUAAUACAUUUGCCGCACAUUUUCAAACCAUGAGAUUAAAAGGUGCUAUCUUAGUGGAUAAUCUUAAAAUGAGGAAUGCAGAAAUGAUGGAAAAUCUUAUUGCAAAUGGCGAAAUCAUUUUAUUAUUGGCGGAAUUCAAGCUUUCACUCAAUGCCUACCUCAAAGAUCUUGUGUCUUCCUCUGUACGAUCUCUCGCAGAUGUCAUAGCCUUUAACAAUAAUCAUCCAAUUGAGGAAAACAUGGAUGAAUAUGGACAAAUAGUUUUUUUAGCAUCACAAAAAACAAAUGGGAUAGGUGUAGCAGAGAAGAAGGCAAUAAAAAAAAUGGCCCAACUCUCUAAAGAGGGAAUGGAGGAUCUAAUAAAACAAAAAAAAUUAGAUGUUGUGGUGUUCCCUGAACAUUAUGCUUCAAAUGCAAUGUCCGUUGGCGCCUUUCCCAUCAUCAGUGUUCCAGCUGGAUAUAAUAGCAUUGGUGAACCCUUCGGUAUUUCUUUUGCUGGAUUAAAAGGUUCAGAUGCCAUAUUGAUUGAGAUAGCAUAUGCCUUUGAGCAAGCAACAAAUGUCAGAAAUCCACCUCCAACACUAUUUUGAUUAUACAACAGAUGAAAAGGCAACUUAGGGAGCAAAAGAGCUAAAAUGAAGUGCCUAAGGGC